This is a messenger RNA of Parnassius mnemosyne (clouded apollo), 2928 nucleotides long. The record is from the annotation of a GenBank genome assembly. NCBI's taxonomy places the organism in Eukaryota, Metazoa, Arthropoda, Insecta, Lepidoptera, Papilionidae.
AUGGUGGCAACGGAAGACACCUCAAACACUGUACCCGGUCAAAUCGAGUCGCCUGGUACCUUCGGCAAGUUAAGGCAGACGCUUUCGUCUUCUUUACUCACGGCUCAAGACAAAGUAACAAAGCUCGGGCCUAGAUCUGUCCCAGUGGAGACUGCAACAGAGGCCACCCCCGCCCCACCACCCGCACAACCGCCACCCGUUCAGCCUGUUAAGACAGAACGAGAAGCCGGCAAAGCGCCAUCUCGCGCCGGAGCAUGUCGCGUGUGCUUGAAGGCGCUGAAACCAGGCGAGGUGUUCCACACAUGCAACGGCUGUCAGCAUCGUGUUUGUGAGGAUUGCUCUUCCUAUUCAAAACCAGCCAACGACGAUGAUGCGAAUUCUUGGCGUUGUUCAGUUUGCCGACGCAAGGCGGGUCCUAGGCUACCCCCAGCGGCCCAGAACAGCACAGACUCAUUAUUGGAAAUUCCCGUAUUAGAGGCACUACAGCGACGUCACUCGGAGGCCCGUCUAGGCAGCGGUGGGGCUUCCACCGGCCUCGCUCCACCACGUUCGCCGGAGCUCCGACGACACUCCGACGUUUCACCAGCCUCUUUGAAAGAGCUGGAAAAGUUAAAGGGCGGCGGUGGCAGCGUGACGCCGGACGUGGUGUCGAGGCGCGCGAGCACGGUGUCGCCGGCACGUCGCCGCUCAGUGCGUGCGCCGCACCAACACUCCUGUGACGAGGACCAGCCCGCGGCACCCCACCCCUCCGGGCACGCGUCCCCGCUUUCCGCGCCGCCGCCUAUGUCGCGCAGAGCAUCGGCUGUAGACGUGGUGAGCGGCGCGGGACCCCGUCGUAGCUCUUUUCGUGUGGAAGAACCAGUUGACACCCCACCACAAAUAACUGGGCUCAGCGUUGAAGAAGAACGUCCCAUACGUCGCCGUGGUAGUCAGCUGCCGGACAUAGCAGCGUUGCAGCAACGUACUGGCGCGUUGAGUGCGAUGGCGACUCUGGCGUCGCGUGGCUGCGAGGCGGCGGAGCCGAGCGCGAUGUCGGCCGCGGCGGCGGCUGCGGCGGCAGCGCGCCAGAUGUCCGUCGAUGCGGAGGCCAUCAAGAUCGUCAUACACGACGUCGAUGAUAGCACGGCGCGCCGCGUCACGCUCCGACGUGACCCUAACGACAAGGGACACCGGUCCCGAGGAUUCGGCAUGCGUGUUGUUGGUGGCAAGCCGGACGCCAGCGGACGCCGGGAGGCUAUUAUCGUUUGGACUGUGCCUGGCGGACCGGCUGACCUCGCUGGGCUGCAGCAGGGUGAUAAGGUUCUGGAAUGGGGCGGAGUUCCGCUGACGGAACGCAGUUUCGAGGAGGUGUGCGCGGUGCUGGAGCGUGGCGGCGACACCGUGGAGCUGCUGGUGGAGCCCGCGCCGCAGCUGGACGACGCGCCCACCGUGCCCGCGCACCACGCCGCACACCACCACCACCACGCUCUCCACGAACCGGAUACUGACAAAUCGCCAUCGUCGCCAACCCGUCGGAAAUUGCCGAAAACCCCGGAACAAGAACGCAACGAGCGUGUUCGGGAGCGUCCGACAGCGCGCGCUCAGCUCCAGGUGUGGUUCGAGAGCGAACUGCGCAAACUGGUGGUUGUCCUGAUCGCUGCCGACGACUUACCACCUCGUGACCACACCCUCGGCUACGGAGACGAGCCCGAGGCUUUCGCGCGAAUUCGUCUAUUGCCAUCACUGGAGAGCUGUCCGCCAGUUGAAACUGACCCUGCAUCAGCAUCGUGCAGUCCAGUUUGGAACGCAACACUCGGAUUUGGUGGAUUGACGGCCGAUCUACUGGCUGGUCGCGCGCUCGAACUUACACUUUGGGAUGCCUGUCCCGGCAUCGACCCCGUUCUCAUUGGAGAAUGUACUAUGGAGCUGGAGAAGGCGUUUGCGGAAGAGCGUGCUGUAUGGUGGACAUUGGAGGAGCGGGGCACGCGGUCGGCUAACGCAUCGCCGCGCGGAUCACUCGCAGGUGCGCGUGCCCUUCGUCGCGGAGACUUCGCCUCGCAGCGUUCCAUCUCCGAUGACGUAGACUCAAUUGGCGAGUGCGCGUCCUUGCUACAUCCUGACCAUGCAUGGGUAGCGGGCUCAAGACGAGGCUCUUCGCAAUCUGAAACACUCGAAGUUGAAGUCUAUCAGCUGGGGAAGGACUUCUCUCGUUCACUGCCUGGAUCUCGUCGCUCUUCAUUCCAGCAACAAGAUAAAGACGGUGCUGAGAGUGUCGUAAGUGGGUCGCGGCGCAACGAGCGUCGACGUUCGUCGUGCGUACGCCGCGACCCCGACGAUAUCCUGCGCUCGCUGCGCGCCGUCAAGGGCGAGCUCGGCCGCACGCUUUCGCUUUCAGGGUCUACGGCUAAGCGCACGGCGACGGGACGCAAGGGCAGCAUGUGGGCGGCGGUGCCCCUGGCGGCGGGCGCGCUGGCGCUGGGCGACGCUGACGACGAAGUGCCGCUGGGCCCCGGACAACUGCCGCCGCGCAACGCUUCACUGCCGCCUCUGCAUGCCGAGAUCAACAUCAGCAUCAUCAUGAUCAAGGGGCAGCUCGAACUCGAGGUAUCUCACGCCCGCCGAGUGUACGGUGUUAACGGCGAAGUGCCUGAUUCAUACGUGAAGUGCUACCUGCGUGACGGAGACAAAUGGCUACACAAGCGGAAAACUCGUGUCAUUCGCCGCACCACGGAGCCGCACUUCAAGCAGACGUUGAAAUACCAGGCUAGCGAAGCCCUAGGCCGUACACUGGUGGUAAUGCUAUGGCAGCGUUGCGGCGGAUUCGAGCACAAUCUUGCGCUGGGCGGCGCUGAGAUCUGCCUCGACAAGCUAACCCUCCCGCAGCGUACCUACGGCUGGUACCCGCUGUUCGCAGCCACGUCGUUUGUCGCCGACGAGUCGCCCGACUGA